Mesorhabditis belari is the source of this 3384-nucleotide messenger RNA. The record is from the annotation of a GenBank genome assembly. Lineage: Eukaryota; Metazoa; Nematoda; Chromadorea; Rhabditida; Rhabditidae.
AUGCAACUGCAGUACAGAUCCAAUCUCAACAUGUCAACCACCAAUGAUGAUCCAACAAUGCACGCGGUUUUCCUCUUGGACAUCACUGGUUCGAUGUCAAACGAAUUGGAGGGAAUGAAAGAGACUGUCAGUUUAUUCGUCCAGAACAUCAACCCAGAGAGCAAUGUGAAAAUCCACGUGUGGACAUUCACUGAAAGCAGCCAGGGUUGUUACGUCUCCAAAUCACCAGACGUGAGCUUGAAAGAACUCGUUCAAUAUGUGAAAAAAAUCCAACUCUGUCGACCACCCGAUCAACCACAUAUCAACGCCAGUGGUGAUGAUGGCCCGGAGAAUGUGCUGGCUGCUGUUGGUGCUUUGAAGGAAAGUUUCGACGAAAUGACGAACAUUCUCUGCUUUGUGAUCACCGACGAUAAGCCGCAUCUAUUGGAGAAUCACAGCGGUCGAACUUAUCGUCAUGAGCAGGACUGGCUUCGUGCCAAAGGCUUCCAAACCACCGAUGCUUAUGAGAUUCUGAACGACAUCUCCACCUAUUUCCAAAUCACUUUCAUCCCGAUCAUUGGCCAGCAGGCUGAGGCUUGUCACUGGUAUCAUCAGGCAGCCAACACAACGAACGGAUUGGUGUUGUCGAUGUCAAGAGGAAGAGGCAGUGCUUUAGAGUUUGCCAACGGCCUAUUGGCACUUCUCGCUCGUAUGCCUGGCUUUGAGAUGAAAAGUGAAGAAGUUGUUGAUCCAGAAGAAGACUUUGAGAGGUUGAAAGCCUACACGAUUAUCACUCCAGAAGCUCAGCUCGUUGUGCUCGAACAAGAUAAUCGUCAAUCAACUCAAAUCAAUGUUAAACACAUUAAAAACAGCGACGAGUUCCAGUUCAUUUUCGAAAAUUUCAUUGAGCUGACCAAUGACAAAUUCGGUGGGAAACGGGCCGCAAAAAGAAGCCGAAUUGCUGAUGAAAGUAUUCUGAAAAUAUCGGCUCAACUAGCUGUGAGAAUCGUUCAACAUUCUGUAAAUGCUGAAAAUUCUGGAAUUGAGGAGCAAAGUCAAGAACAAAUUGAACAGCAGUUCACCGAAUUGUUGAAUGAGCUAAAAGUGAUGGAGAAACGGAACAAGUUCAACAACUUAGCCUACCCGUAUGGAGCAGAAGUUGCCCGAAUUGAGUGGUUGAGAAAGAACUGGAAGAGCUUCUCACAGAAGAUUCAACUCCACACAUCGACUCUUGAUUCUCAGAAUUCUUUGUUGAAGUGCAUCUACUCAUUUUGCACAAUUGCCGACGCUUUGACUGAAUGUGAUCAUUUAACAGAAAUUGGGAAGCUGAAAGAGAUCUUGUACUGCAAAGCGAUUGACGUUCGCUUUCCGGUGAACAACGAUGGAGAGCCGGAUUUUUAUGACUCGUGGAAUCUCUCCUUCAAAGGGCUCGAACAUUCGGAUAUUCUUCAAGUCGCAAGUGCCAUCGAUUUGGUGAACAGUCAAAAGAGAGAGUUCGUUUUUGCAGACGAUGAUGAGGAAUAUUAUGAUGAAGAAGCGGUGACAGAGAUCAAAUUCAAAGAUGCAAUGUCUUCAACAGAGCGAAAUGCUUUUCUUUUGAUAGCUCAUCCCGAUGAUCUCUUGGUGACCGCUAUCUACCAUUUGGUCACUUCAUUUCCAAUGCUCUCUGGCUUCAUUCAGAGCAAUUUGGUCUCCGGUGGAAGCCGAAUUUUUCCAUCAUUGCUUAUCGGAUUGCAAAGUUCGGCUCUUUGCUCAUUGCUCAACAAAAAGGCUUUUAAUUCGACAAAAAUUGGAGAAAUAGCCACAAUUAAAAAAUUCCCCGUUCUUCCUUGGAGACUAAUCCGAACUUUGAAAUGGUCAAUCCUUCAAAAUGCUGAUCAUAAAGUUGUUCGCUACAUUGCAGAUGCUGUCGAGAAUGAGAAAGGAUUUCGGGCUGGGGAUCCGAUUCCAAAAAUUAUUUCCGGAAUCAUGUACUUUUUUGCUAAACAGCACGACUCUGCCACUGUUUGGACCAAUCUUUUUGUAGAGAUCGCUGGUGAAUUUGCGAGUAAAAUCGAAACUGCAAGAAAAUCAAAGCAUCAUUUCCCUAGUGCCAAGGAAAUUUGUGAAGUGAUUUUAGGAGAAGAUGGAGUCACAAAUGGCUUUGAUUGCUUGAAAAGCAUUCACCCUAUCGAGCGGCUGAUUGUCGGGAAAAAAGCUAUCGAUUUCUCCAAUAAGCGUCACAAAUUGGAAGAGUUUCUCAAAGAUAACUUCUCUCUGAAGAGACUUGCCAAUUAUUUCUAUCUCAUUUGCGAUUCGCUUGAAUUUGAUUCAAAAAUCGAGAACCAAAAUGCUUUGGAGUUGUCUUUCCGUGAUCGAGUUGAUCAAAAAGAUUUGCUAAAGAUUUUUGUUGAUUCGUUGAUGUUGGGUUCUCGUACAGAACGAUAUGUUGAUGAGGGAAAGAAGGAUAAUGUUUGGAUAAGACUUGAUGAAAAACAAUUGAAAGGAAAGCUAGAGCGAUGUGCACUGCAGUUAGUGAAAGAAGUUUACGAUUCAGACAAGAAAAAGUGGAAUUUUGAGAGGACAAAAGUAGCUAGAUCUACACUGAUCUCAGAACUGUUGAAGAUUCCAAUUCAUUCAAUUUCUACACCAACCACAUCAGAGACAAUCAGCCAAAUCGAUGUCGAGAUCAGCAAGAUCUCCUGGUCACUCGAGGAUGAAGUUUUCCAAUUGAAACGAUCGGACUUCUUGGAAAUUUUUGAGGCCUUGAAAGAGGUGAACGAUGAGAAAAGAUUAGCUGUGAUGUUGCCAGUGCUGUGUAUGGGAAAGAAGUGGACAACCGAGUCAGCAAGUAUGUUGAAAAGACAGCAAGAUGAAAUCGAGAAAGCUCUCUCUUCUCCACUAAUCGAUCCAUUAAUCAAAACCCAAUGUCUCCAAGAGAUUCGCUCAAAGCCGGUCUGCUUGAGAGUUUACGAGGAAAAGGGUUGUAACAGACAUGGACAUCACUCGAAAAACUUCUAUCCUGGGUUGAAUGGAUGGACAGAAGAGUACGCGAAAGAGCGAUUGAGAUGUCAUAAACCGUGUGUGUAUUUGGAAAAGAAGCUGAACGACCUGAAACAUUUCACCGAAUUGACAUCCAACUACCGAUCGAAGACAUUCGGAAAAGUGAGAAAAGCAAUGAUUGAAUGUGUGCUGAAUUUGGACAUCAGUCCACAACAGAUUGAAAUAGUGGAAAAGCUUCUGAAAGAGAUUGAAAAAGCCGAUUGGAUUGAUACGAAAUUUGUCGAAAUAACGGAUGCAAUGAAUGAGACAAAGAUCCUUUCAUCGACAGUUGUCCGAUCGCUUCGACGAAGAGUGAGGAGAUGUCGAGAAAAGCAUAUAGAUAAGAAGGUCCCUCAAACUUGUUUCUGUCAAGCGAUCAAUCUU